Molecule: messenger RNA, 258 nt
Organism: Ostreococcus tauri
Lineage: Eukaryota; Viridiplantae; Chlorophyta; Mamiellophyceae; Mamiellales; Bathycoccaceae
Product: Ribosomal protein L30, ferredoxin-like fold domain
Exons: 1
Coding region: 1-258 (85 amino acids)
Biological process (GO): translation
Cellular component (GO): large ribosomal subunit
Molecular function (GO): structural constituent of ribosome
Source: RefSeq, a predicted model, not a curated record
AUGUCGGCCUCGCACCUCCUCGUCACUCUUCGUCGUGGCACAGCUGGGAAACCAAAGUCCGUCCUAUCCACGCUCGCCGCUCUGGGUCUGCGUCGAACGCGCGACGCCAAGAUCGUUCCCAACGACGGUGGGGCUCGAGGAAAGCUCCAACAGGUGAAACAUCUCGUUCGCGUGGAGACGAUCGAGGAGGCGGAGAAGCGGCUUUUAGAGGCACAGGCGCGACGCGCGGUGCGAGAACCGAUCAGAGCGACGCACUGA